CAGAUCUUCUCUGUUGUCUAGUGUGUUAUCAGAGAUAAGAGAGACCGGUGGUGGCAGGCGUCAGUAUGGUCCUGAUUGUGGUCGUGGGAGGACGCUCCGCCCGCCGUCAGAAUCGUAUGUCUGGCAGCAGUGAUAGAAUCGUAUGUCUGGCAGCAGCAGCAUGGCGGGGCGGGCAGCGCGGGGCAGAGCGCGCGGCCGGCAGCGUCUGCCUCCAGAACAAGACACUAACCCAUUGCGCAGACCUGGACAGGAUGAACUUGAGAGGCAGAUGAUCAACUUGCAUCUGCAAGGAGACCAAGACAGACAGAGAGGAGGAAGCAGUAGUGAAGGAGCAGGAAGAGGAGGCAGUGAUGGCAGAGGAGGAAGAGGCAGCAGAGGACGAGGGGAAAGCAGAGGUCGAGGUCGAGGGGGAGCCACUAGAGAGGGAUUCGAUCCCCUUCAGGCGAUGAGCAACACGAAGGAGUGUGUCGUGUGGACCCGACCCCAGCAUGUUACAGACAAGAAAGGCACCUCGGGCCAGCCAAUCAUCCUCCGAGCGAACUACUAUGAGGUUCAGGCCACACCAGACUGGGCCUUGUGCAUGUAUCACGUGGUCUUUUGCCCUGAUGAGGUGAGGACCAGGGUGAGGAAGGUACUUCUCCGGCAACAUUCUCAGGCUCUUGGGAACUACGUCUUCGAUGGUAACCAGCUUUACCUCGCUCGCAAACUCCCGCUAAAUCCGAUGGAGUUGGCGUCGAAGCGACCAGACAACCAGGAGCCCUACACCGUCACCAUCCGCUUCUUGAAGGAGAUACCACCCUGCGACACCCAGUUCCUGCAGAUCUUCUCCAUCUUACUGCGACGAUGUUAUGAACACUUGGGCAUGACCCAGGUGGGCAGGCACUUCUACCAGAGCAGAGAGGAGGUCCAGAACCACAAGUACAGGGUGGCCAUCUGGCCGGGCCAAGUCUCCAGCAUCCGGCAGCAUGAGUCUGGAGUCCUCAUGGUGACGGACAUCCUCCAUAAGUUCCUCAGACUGGACACCGUCUACGACAUCCUCAGGUCCAUCAAGAACACCAGACCCGACAGUUUCAAGUUCCUGGCGGGAAAGCAGCUGCUGGGGAUGGUAGUGAUGACCCGCUACAACCAGAGGACUUACAGGAUCGACGACAUCGCCUGGAGUACCACCGCCGCCAGCAAGUUCUCCUGCCAGGGGCAAGACAUCACCUACAUGGACUACUACCAGAAGACGUACCAAGUGGCCAUCAGGGACCCCCAUCAACCACUCCUCAUGUCGAAACCAAGAAAAAAGGACUUGCGUCGAGGCAUAAGCAGCAUCUACCUGAUCCCGGAGCUGUGUGUGCCCACGGGACUCUCAGAUGAGAUGCGUCGCGACAACAACCUCAUGAAGGACUUCGCCACCUGGACGCGGAUGGCACCGGACAAAAGGGUGUUGGCCAUCAGAAAGUUUAACGCUAAGCUCUUCGAGAACCAGCAGGUGAGGGCGGAGCUGCAAGAGUGGGGUCUGCGGUUCUCCCAAACACUGUGUCAGGUGCGGGGACGAGUUCUGCCAGGAGAGGUCAUCACCCAGGGCGGACGCACCUUCACCUACGACACCAACGAGGCCGACUGGUACAAGAACGUCAAAGAUGUGCCGAUGAAUGUGUGUCAGAAGCUGACCAACUGGGUGCUGGUGUUCCCCGCCAAGCUUAAGCAGGAGGCUGACGACCUGCUCUCUGGGCUCCGUCGGGUAGGCCGCUCCCUCAAUCUGGUGGUGGCCCAGCCAAAACUGGAGUGCGUGUACCAGGACCUGGUCCAGGAGUACGUGCGAGCGGUGGGGCGGCACGAGGGCGUGCAGCUGGUGCUCUGCGUCCUCCCCAACUCCAAGCUGGACAGGUACGCCGCCGUCAAGAAGCACGCCUCGGUGGCCAUGGGCGUGCCCUCGCAGAUGGUGUUAGGAAGGAGUCUGCAGAACAAGGGCAGGAUGAUGAGUAUUAUAACCAAGAUCGCUAUCCAGAUCAACUGCAAGUUGGGCGGCGAGGCCUGGAACGUCCAGAUCCCAUUCCAGAACACCAUGGUGGUGGGCUACGACGCCUACCAUGACAGCAGCAGGCGAGGGUCGUCGUGGGGCGCCGUGGUCGCCUCCUACAACAGGAACCUCACCCGCUACUACGGUCAGGUCUCCCGCCACGCCAACAACGAAGAGCUCACGGCCAAUUUCUCCGCCUCCAUACAGAAUGCACUGUACCACUACGUGGAGGUUAACGCUCGGCUGCCAGAGCGCGUGGUGGUGUACAGAGACGGUGUGGGAGAUGGCCAGCUUCACUACGUCAAGGGCGCCGAGAUCGCUGCUAUCAAGGCGUGCUUCAAGGCCAACAACUUCUCCCCGCGCUUCAGCUUCGUAGUGGUGACGAAGAGGAUCAACACGAGACUCUUCGCGCAGGGCUCCACCAACGGCAGCCCCAUCAACCCGCCUCCUGGCACCGUCUGCGACGACGUCAUCACUCUACCAGAGAGGUACGACUUCUACCUAGUGAGCCAGCGGGUGCUGCAGGGGACCGUCACCCCGACCUCCUACAACAUCAUCGACGACGUCAACUCCAACCUGGACGCCGACAGACAUCAGCGACUGGCCUACAAGCUCACCUACCUCUACUACAACUGGAUGGGCCCUGUGAGAGUGCCUGCCCCCUGCCUCUACGCCCACAAGCUGGCCUACGUCACCGGCCAGGCCAUACAUGACUCCCCCCACCACAACCUCUGUGAUAAACUCUGGUACCUCUGAAGACUGUCUUACAAGUCUACCUCUGGUCCACGGCUCUUUGGCCUCGCUCAAGAUUACAUCUUGUAAUACAUGUCGAAUUUCAACUUGUUUUCGGGGAAAACGUCUCAUGAUGAAGGUCUCUGAACCUUCAUCAUGGACUCCUGCACGAGUGAUGACACCAGGAGCAAGAAACACAGACAAAUUUUAAUCAGUUUUUAUUUUUGUUUGACAAACCUCUUUUGUUCAGGUGGUCAACUGAGAACUGGUGUAAGGACUAUCGUGUCUGAGAUUCGUAAGUCGGAAUUGGAUGACAGCCCACACACUUGAAAAUAGAGAAGGUGACGACAUUUAGGUUCUUCCUUGACCAUUAUCAGGUGACAACGGUCCGGUCCGCCCUGGACCAUUAUCAUAUCGCACAGAGUAAAAGUGAUAGAUAAUGACAAUAUAUGGUUAGAAAGUGAGGUGGAAGAUGAUAAACAUGAACGAAACUGAAGCCCUUCUUCACCUCACUCUUCUCACUGACGUUUCCUCAGUCUCACCAGACAUAGUGUGGACUCCUGUUUUCUUAUUUUCUUUUUUUCAUAGUAAAUAUUUGUCUCGAACUUUCGAUGUCGCUAAGGGUUCCUCUCUCUCCCCUGUUCUUGCUAAUGGGUUCCCCUCUCUCCCCUGUUCUUGCCUAUGGGUUCCCCCCUCUCUCCCCUGUUCUUGCUAAUGGGUUCCCAUCUCUCCCCUGUUCUUGCCUAUGGGUUCCCCUGUUCUUGCCAAUGGGGUCCCCAUCUCUCCCCUGUUCUCGUCAAUGGGGUUCCCCUCUCCCUCCUGUUCUUGUUAAUGGGUUCCCCCUCUCUUCCCUAUUCUUGUCAAUGGGGUUCCCCUCUCCCUCCUGUUCUUGUUAAUGGGUUCCCCCUGUUCUUGUCAAUGGGGUCCCCAUCUCUCCCCUGUUCUCGUCAAUGGGGUUCCCCUCUCUCCCCUGUUCCUGCCAAUGGGUUCCCCCUCUCUUCCUUGUUCUUGCCAUUGGGUUCCUUCCUUCAAAUGACUUUACCUUCUCCAACUUCUUUAGUCUGCCUUUACCAAAACAAAGAAAUGACAGGGGCAACAUAAUCAAUAAGACAUCUCACAAUAAGACAUUCCCAUGUGAUUACCAUCGGAAUGUAAAGUAUAAAAUAUGAUUAAUAAUUGUGUACUGUAUAGGUUUGUGAGCCCCUUGAGGGACCUUAUAUACACGAGGGUAGAAAUAGCCUAAGCUACUCUAUUCUUUUGAGAUGUACUUCCUUUUCUCCAUAAACCAACUUGAACGUGAACUAAAGUAAAAACAAUUAAAUGUCAAAAAGGGGAUAACCUCAAUAAAUUCCUAUCCCAA
Molecule: messenger RNA, 4100 nt
Organism: Procambarus clarkii (red swamp crayfish)
Lineage: Eukaryota; Metazoa; Arthropoda; Malacostraca; Decapoda; Cambaridae
Source: RefSeq, a predicted model, not a curated record